Thunnus maccoyii (southern bluefin tuna) is the source of this 3772-nucleotide messenger RNA. RefSeq names its product dehydrogenase E1 and transketolase domain containing 1 (gene dhtkd1). Lineage: Eukaryota; Metazoa; Chordata; Actinopteri; Scombriformes; Scombridae. The coding region runs from base 101 to 2872 and encodes 923 amino acids. Gene Ontology annotation, biological process: tricarboxylic acid cycle. The transcript has 17 exons. The record is from RefSeq and is a predicted model, not a curated record. Gene Ontology annotation, molecular function: oxoglutarate dehydrogenase (succinyl-transferring) activity; thiamine pyrophosphate binding.
CCAUAUCGUCCCUCUGUUGGCAGUAUGGCCGCCGUGCAGUAGCCGUUAGUGUGUGCUGCUGUUAUAUGUAACAUUUCUAGCUUCACACUUUAAAAUAAACAUGUCGGCCGUACUUUUCUUGAAGAAGUCUGUGAGUAGACUUCCGCCGAGUGUCGCUCGGCAGGUCGUCGGCUGUUGUUACCACACGGAGAAAGGUGUGUACGGGUACCGACCCAAACCCUCGGACAGGGACCAGAAACCGCAGAGCGACCGCAUCGCUGCUCUGAAUCAAGAUCAUGGUCUUGUACGUCUGGUGGGGGCAUACAGAGCACAUGGACACAAGGCUGCUAAAAUUAACCCCUUACUGCCCCAAAAGCCUGUAGUUGACAGUAUCCCGGAGAUCAACAUGCUGGCUGGCACCAUUAGAGGACAGCUCAACACCUCAGGACUACGGCACUUGGGCAGGACGGAGGCUUCGGUGGAAGAGGUUCAGGCCUAUUUGGAGGAAGCCUACUGUGGCCACUUGUCAGUGGAGACCAGCCAGCUGAGCAGCCUGGAGGAGCAGGAGUGGUUUGCUGACCACUUUGAGGGGCUCAAGAAGAAGAGUUUCACCACUGAGGAGAGGAGGCACCUGGCAAAGAUCAUGCUGGAGUCUCAGGAAUUUGACCACUUCCUGGCCACCAAGUUUGCAACUGUGAAGCGUUACGGAGGAGAAGGAGCAGAGAGCAUGAUGGGCUUCUUCUAUGAGCUUUUCCACCAGUCGGCCCACAGCGGAGUCACCGACAUCAUCAUUGGGAUGCCCCACAGAGGCCGACUCAAUCUGCUGACAGGCCUGCUGAAGUUCCCACCAGAGCUCAUGUUCCGUAAGAUGCGUGGCCUCAGUGAGUUCCCUGAAACCUCUCCCGCCAUCGGUGACGUCCUCUCCCAUCUCACCUCCUCGGUGGAGCUGGAUCUCGGAGCUGAACACCCUCUCCAUGUGACCAUGCUGCCCAACCCGUCUCACCUCGAGGCCAUCAACCCCGUGGCUCAGGGAAAAGCUCGAGCCAGGCAGCAGCUCAGGCAAGAAGGAGACUACUCACCUGAAGACAACGCCCAGCCAGGGGACCAGGUCAUCUGUCUGCAGGUCCAUGGCGAUGGCUCCUUUACUGGUCAAGGGAUUGUUCCAGAAACCUUGACCCUCUCAAACCUUCCUCACUACAGAGUCGGUGGGAGCAUCCACCUCAUCGUGAACAACCAAGUGGGUUACACUACUCCAUCGGAGAGAGGGAGAUCCUCUCUGUACUGUAGUGACGUUGGUAAGAUGGUGAACUGCGCUGUGAUCCAUGUAAACGGCGAUGAUGCAGAGGAGGUGCUGCGGGCCACUCGGCUGGCUGUAGAUUAUCAGCGGCGUUUCAGGAAAGACGUCAUCUUGGACCUGAUCUGCUACCGUCAGUGGGGUCACAACGAGCUGGAUGAGCCUUUCUUUACUAAUCCAGCCAUGUACAAGAUAAUCCGCUCCCGUAAGAGCGUCCCUGACUCCUACUCAGACCAGCUGAUCUCUGAGGGUCUGAUGACUGAUGCCGAGCGUGACGAAAUCAAGUCCAAAUACUACAGCUCGCUCAACGACAAGCUGGCCAACAUGACCCUGUACAGCCCUCCACCCACCAACCUGCAGGGCCGCUGGGGGGAUCUGGCAGAACCCCAGGCCAGAGUCACCACCUGGGACACGGGUGUCCCUAUUCCUCUGCUGCAGUUUGUAGGAGCCAAGUCUGUGGACAUCCCGGAGCACAUCCAGCUGCACAGCCACCUCGGGAAGACCCAUGCACAGGCUCGGUUGCAAAAGCUGGAAGAGGGGACCAAACUGGACUGGUCCACAGCAGAGGCUUUGGCUUUCGGCUCCCUCCUCAGCCAAGGCUUUAAUAUUCGUAUCAGUGGACAGGACGUGGGAAGAGGCACAUUCAGUCAGCGUCAUGCCAUGGUCGUGUGUCAAGACACCAACGACAUGUACAUCCCUCUAAACCACAUCAGCCCCCAGCAGACAGGUUUCCUGGAGGUGUGUAACAGCCCGCUGUCUGAGGAGGCGGUGCUUGGAUUUGAAUAUGGGAUGAGUAUCGCACAGCCGAAGCUCCUUCCCAUCUGGGAGGCUCAGUUUGGAGAUUUCUUCAACGGAGCGCAGAUCAUUUUCGAUACCUUCAUCACUGGAGGUGAGGCUAAAUGGCUGCUACAGUGCGGGAUGGUGAUCCUGCUGCCUCAUGGUUACGAUGGAGCAGGACCCGAACACUCGUCCUGCCGCAUGGAGCGUUUCCUCCAGAUGUGUGACAGUAAAGAGGAGGGUGUGGACGGCGACAAUGUCAACAUGGCCGUGGUAAACCCCACCACCUCUGCCCAGUACUUCCACCUGCUGAGGCGACAGAUGAUCCGUAACUUCCGAAAACCUCUCAUCGUGGUCGGACCCAAGAUGCUGUUGAGAUUUUCUGGGGCUGCGUCCAGUCUGGCUGAAAUGGCACCAGGAACAUCUUUCAGACCAGUGAUAGGUGAUACUUCAGUCUCGGCACAAAGCGUCCAGAAGGUGGUGCUGUGCUCAGGGAAGCAUUACUACGCCUUGCUGAAACAGAGGGAGACAUCCGCAGCCAACCAGGACACAGCGCUCAUCCGUUUGGAGGAGUUGUGUCCGUUCCCACUGGAGGCUCUGCAGCAGGAGCUCAAAAAAUACACCAAUGCCAAAGAGUUCGUUUGGAGUCAGGAGGAGCCUCAGAACAUGGGUCCCUGGUCUUUUAUCUCUCCAAGGUUUGAGAAGCAGCUGGCCUGCAGGCUCCGGUUAGUGAGCCGACCAGCUCUGCCCGCCCCCGCUGUGGGCAUCGGGACCCUCCACCAGCAGCAGCAAGAGGCCAUCCUCACUGCUACCUUCUCCUAAGACCUGGACCGAAAUAAACACUACACAACGAUCAGAGCUACACUACCAGCUGUAUCUGCUGUGAUCCUCCCACUGUCAUUGCUAAAAGUGCAGGGCUGCUGCACGGCAGAUACACGGGACCUUUAGAUGAUGCGGAUGUGCUGUUUUGAAAUAAGUUGGCCAAUAAUAUAUAGAUUAAAAGGAAGUGUUAAAGAGAGUAGGGUUGAUAAUUUUAUUUGUACUCUUAUAGUCAAAUACAGGUUUUAAUUGUAAGUUUAUGUUGUUUGAAGGAUCAUAUCUGUUAUUUUCCCCUUUCUCUCAUUCGACAUGCCUAUAUUCUUUGUUUGUUUAGUCACAAGACAAAAAGACAACUGCUCAUUUGAUUCAGAUCUGAAUCGAGGCCUUAGAGACAACGUUUACAAUAUGAUUGUAGUUAAGAAGCACUUUUAGCUGACCGUCGUGUUUCUAGCACCGGAUACUGUUAUCUCGCUCGUGUCUGUACGGGCUCCAUGUUUGAGGAAUCAUAAUUGUUAAGUCAGAGUUCUUCAUUUUUAUACUGCUCUGAACAGAAAAUAUCAGUAUAAGUUGUUUAAAACCUCAUUGGAAUAUUUAUAUAAGAGUGGGAGUAUUUUAAAGGACAUUAACUGGCAUUAAACGAGGAUGUGAAACUGUUUGCAAACAAAGAGAGUUGUUACCACUGAGACUGUUAAAUGUGUAGCCAUUACUUGCCUACCUUAAGUUAGGUGCAGUAUAUUUUACCAUUUCAUGGUACGCAUUUGGGUUAAGAAGUACAUAAUCAUUUCCAAUAUUUAAUUAUGGUUUGAACUCACAGUAAUGGCAUUAAAGGGCUGAUGUAAAUAAACCAAAUCAGAAUAUUCACAUGGAAAUAUUUUCAAAUAAAUCUAUUUUCACGGUUGUGCA